AUGUCUAAUUACGCUACUUUCAAAAAUACCUUUUUUUUUGAUGCUUUAGAAUUUCUAAAUGUCAUUAAGAUUUCCGAAUUACAUAACUUAAAAAAUGGGAUCGAUUUAGAUCCAAGUUCAUCAGAUAUAUCUUCUCGUGAAGAUUUAUCAGAAUCAGAUAUAGAGAAAGGUUCUCAAAGCGAUUCUGUACGGAAAGAAGACCAAACCCUCCACGAUAGAGAACUUAAAAACGAUCCAUUUUUGGUUGAUUGGACUGGACCUGAUGAUCCAGAGAAUCCUCAGAACUGGUCAAAUGCAAGAAAAUAUUUUAUUAUGUUUCAAAUAAUGUUAUUAACUUCUGUUACAUAUAUGGGUUCCUCGAUGUAUACGCCGGGUGAAGAAGGUAUUCGUGAAGAAUUCAAAGUCGGUCAUGUUGUCGCCACAUUAAAUAUGUCACUUUAUGUUCUAGGUUACGGUCUUGGUCCAAUCAUUCUUUCUCCAAUUACUGACAUUGCUAAGAUUGGUCGUCAACAAGUUUACACUUAUACUUUAUUUUUAUUCAUGAUUUUCCAAAUUGCUAUUGCCAGUGUUCAUAAUAUUGGUGGUCUUAUUGUUAUGAGGUUUAUCACAGGUGUAUUAUGUUCUCCCGCUUUGGCCACUGGUGGUGCUACCAUUGUUGAUGUGAUGAAGCAAGAGAUUGUUCCCGUAUUUUUGGGUUUCUGGUCUGUUGGUGCUAUUGUAGCACCUAUCAUUGCUCCAUUGCUGGGUGCAUCUAUGGUUAUUGCUAAGAAUUGGAGAUGGAUUUUCUGGUUAUUGACUUGGAUGUCAGCCUUCACGCUAAUAUUAUUAGCCUUCUUCUUUAAGGAAACUUCUGCAGCUUCUAUCCUAUCUCGUAGAGCUAGAAGAAUCAGAAGAGAAACUGGUGAUGACAGAUAUUAUACACUACAAGAAAAGAAAGACGCCGAGUCUAACUUCUGGGCUUUAAUCGGUUCCACUCUCUAUUCUUCUAUCAAGAUCAUCUUAUUGGAACCAAUUGUUCUUGCAUUUGAUGUAUGCUGUGCUUUGGCUUAUGGUUCAUUCUAUCUAUUCUUUGAAUCCUUCCCAAUCGUCUUUAGUGGUAUUUAUCACUUUACAUUGAUUGAACUUGGUUUGGCAUUUAUGGGUUUUGCUGUUGGUGGUGCUAUUGCUUUUGGGAUUUUCUUAACCUUCUUGGUGAAGGUCUUAUUACCAAAAUUCAAAAAUGGUACUUUCGUUCCAGAGACAUACUUACUUCUAUUGAUGGGUGUGUGUUGGUUUUUCCCAUUGGCCAUCUUCUUGUUUGGAUGGGCUGCUAACACACAUUGGAUUGUUCCAAUCAUUGCUGAAGUAUUCUUUGUUAUCUGUUGUUUCAAUUUGUUCCAAGUGACUUUCUCAUACCUAGCAUUUGCCUACCCAGAUCACACUGCUGCUGUCUUUGCUGGUAACGGUCUAUUCCGUGCCACUUUUGCUUGUUCUAUGCCAUUAUUUGGUCAAGCCAUGUACAACAACUUGGCCAUUGAUGGCUACCCAGUCGGAUGGGGUUCUACAAUCGUUGGUUUCUUAACGAUCUUCCUAUGUAUUGUUCCAUUCGUUCUUUACAAAUAUGGUGCCGCUCUGCGUGCAAAAUCCAGAUUUGUUCAAUAA
Messenger RNA from Maudiozyma barnettii, 1641 nucleotides. RefSeq names its product MFS transporter. The record is from RefSeq and is a predicted model, not a curated record. NCBI's taxonomy places the organism in Eukaryota, Fungi, Ascomycota, Saccharomycetes, Saccharomycetales, Saccharomycetaceae. Gene Ontology annotation, molecular function: fluconazole transmembrane transporter activity. Gene Ontology annotation, biological process: xenobiotic detoxification by transmembrane export across the plasma membrane. Bases 1 to 1641 code for a protein of 546 amino acids. The transcript has a single exon.